AUGACUGAGGAGCUGCUUUUCAACCGUCGACCUUUUGGCGAGGGCCAAACACAGGACGCCUUCCGGCGACAGACAGCGGUGGAAGGCCGGCUUCUGACCCGAGAUCGGGAUCAGAGGCCAGAUGUGCUGGAAGCUAUUCGAGACCCUUACAUCCGGAAGACUUGGACAGAUCAGUCAGCUCGGGCUCGCAAGUGA
Molecule: messenger RNA, 195 nt
Organism: Cladocopium goreaui
Lineage: Eukaryota; Dinophyceae; Suessiales; Symbiodiniaceae
Source: the annotation of a GenBank genome assembly